Molecule: messenger RNA, 1990 nt
Organism: Fundulus heteroclitus (mummichog)
Lineage: Eukaryota; Metazoa; Chordata; Actinopteri; Cyprinodontiformes; Fundulidae
Gene: myef2
Product: myelin expression factor 2
Exons: 17
Coding region: 110-1798 (562 amino acids)
Biological process (GO): regulation of mRNA stability involved in response to oxidative stress
Cellular component (GO): cytoplasm; nucleus; post-mRNA release spliceosomal complex
Molecular function (GO): mRNA binding
Source: RefSeq, a predicted model, not a curated record
CUCCGGCGCCAUGCACCACGAAGAAGGAGAACAAAGCCUGCACAUUUCAGCUGCGUAGGAGCAUCUUGUGAUUGUGAAGCGUCUGUCGCGGCUUUAGGAGAACCUCGGGAUGGCAGACGUCACAACUACCGAUACACCUGACGAGGAGCCGAAGCAAGAAGAAACCACCGCGUCCGUCCUCUCUGAGACGGACGAGACUUCCCAGGAAACACCGAACGGCGUGAAAACGGACAGUGAAGAAAGUAAGCAAAGCAAAGAAAAGCAUGACGGCAAAGAGAAGUCGUCCAGCAGCAGAAGAGGAAAUCGCUUUCAUCCCUACAAGGAGAAACAUGGAGGGGAGAAGAAGGGCUCUCAAAGGAACCGCGUGUUCAUCAGCAAUAUACCUUAUGACAUGAAGUGGCAGGCAAUUAAAGAUCUGAUGCGUGAUAAAGUUGGUGAGGUUACAUACGUGGAGCUCUUUAAGGAUGCUGAAGGAAAGUCAAGGGGUUGUGGUGUGGUUGAGUUCAAAGAUGAAGAGUAUGUGAAGAAGGCAGUUUCAGCUAUGAAUAAGCAUGACUUAAAUGGAAGACCGCUCAACAUCAAAGAGGACCCUGACGGGGAACACGCUCGGCGGGCUAUGCAGCGCAUGGGAGGAGGUCAGCACGUGGGCCGUGGGCAGGACAUGGGUCCUGGUGGGAUGAACGUUCCCCCUUCGAUUGCCAACAACCCCAACAUCCCGCCUGACGUGAUCCACGCUCUGCAGGCCGGAAGACUGGGGAACACGGUGUUUGUGGCUAAUCUGGACUUCAAAGUGGGCUGGAAGAAGUUGAAGGAGGUGUUUGGCAUGGCAGGUGUGGUGAAACGGGCUGACGUAAAGGAGGACAAAGAUGGAAAGAGCCGGGGAAUGGGGACCGUUACCUUCGAGCAGCCUCUGGAAGCUGUGCAGGCCAUAUCCAUGUUCAACGGCCAGAUGCUGUUUGAAAGGCAGAUGCAUGUGAAAAUUGAUGAAAAGUCUCUUCCCCCUGAUGAUUUCUGUCCAGUAGAAAAAGCAACACCGUUGCCACGGGGCCUAGGUGGCAUUGGUAUGGGUCUUGGGCCUGGAGGACAGCCUAUAAAUGCAAACCGCCUUGGUGGAGGAGGAAUGGGCUCUAUGGGACCUGGAGGUAUGGAUUCAGGUUACGGAGGAAUUGGCAGACUUGGUGGAGGAAUGAGUGGGGGUGGAGGGUACGGCGGCAUGGAUAGCAUGGGCAGUAUGGGAGGCUUUGGAGGCAGAGACAUGGCACCAGUUGGCAGAAUGGGAGAUAUGUAUCGAUCAGGAAUGGGUGGAUUGGAUCGGGACUUCGACAUGCCCAUGAACCGUGGAUUUGGGGAUUCCUUUGGAGGAAUGGGUGGUGGUUUUGGAGGAGGCAUGGGACACAUGGGAAGUGGAUUAGGUGGUGGAAUGGGCAGUAUGUCCAUGGACAGAAUGGGCUCCAGCUUUGACCGAGUAGGCAUGUCAGGAAUGGACAUGAACCGUGGCUUUGGAGGCUACGGACACAUGGGUGGAGGCAUGUCAGACAGGGGAUCGGGAUCCAAAGGCGGCUGUCAGAUAUUUGUGCGAAAUCUGUCCUAUGACCUGACAUGGCAAAAGCUGAAAGACAAGUUUAGUCAUUGCGGUCCAGUAAUGUAUGCGGAAAUCAAAAUGGAGAAUGGAAGGUCAAAGGGUUGUGGGACGGUGAGGUUUGAUUGUCCAGAGAGCGCAGAGAAGGCCUGCAGGAUGAUGAACGGAACCAAGAUCAAUGGUCGAGAAGUGGACGUCCGCAUUGAUCGCAACGCUUGAGAGAUUUUUGUAGAACCCCAGUAACACUUUCAGGCCCCGUACCAAUCAUUGUUUUGUUUUAAAAACACUAUGACUUCAUUUGUCCCUGGUUUCAUUUUUGGUUAUAUACUACAUAGCUGUUUUACCUUUGUUUUAUAAACCCAGUUAUAAUUUGUCAGGCAGUUUAUUUGAACAAAUAAACUUUUUAAUUUU